Molecule: messenger RNA, 1305 nt
Organism: Effrenium voratum
Lineage: Eukaryota; Dinophyceae; Suessiales; Symbiodiniaceae
Source: the annotation of a GenBank genome assembly
AUGUCGAGUCCCCGCCACGUGGCGAGGGAGGACAACUCGCCCGGCGGAAGUAGCAUCGUCUUCGCCGACCUGGAUGAGGAGGUCCCGCCCGUGCUCGGGGAGCAGACGACGCUGCAGCCUUCUGUCCAUUCUGAGGCUCGAGAGGAGCGGAUGCGUGUGACGAGCUGUUCAGAGGACAUGGGCACCGCAAGCCGCUUCUCGACCAUCUCCCACUGCAACACGGACCCUGAGCUUCAGCAGAUGGGCCGAGCGAUGACCAUCAAGGUGGCGCUCUGCGCUAGCAUCACCAUAGGAGAAGAGGACUCUGAGGCGGAGGAUGACAAGGAGGUGCGACUGCCCGGCCGUCCGGCGAGUGGGAUGAACUCCCCAGACAUCUCGCCCUGCUCGGCUCUGCGGAGCCCUGUGAGCCCCAGCAAGCACUCGGAAGGGGGCUCCAGUGGCUUCCACAUGCCGGCCAUGAAGUCGGUGCGCUCGCUGGGCAGCCGCCGGUCUGUGGGCAGCCGGCGCCAGCCCGGGCGCAGCUGUGGGGACUUGCCCGCCAUGACACCCAGGCACACCGCCAAGAGUGCGAAGAACUUCCGACGCGGCCGGAAGCGGGUCAUGGUGGCCGGCAUGAACGCCAAGAGGUCAGACAAAGCCCCUGCGGAGAGGCCCUCUGCAGAGACCCUGCUGGCCUUCCUGCGCGGCGUGGGCCCGGGGCCAGAGGGCAAUGAACUGGAGACCAUCCUGCAGUGGUCUUUGGAGAAGUGGGAGAAUCAGCACAACUACAUCCAGUGGCUCUUCCCCACCGACGAGGAGAGCGAGUAUCACCCAGAAGCUCCGGUCUUGACGCCGGAGGUCCAAGAGGAGAUGCUGAUCGAUCCAAACGUGGAGGACAAUGUGCUGCGAGCUUUUGAGAAGUUCCUGGUGUUUCUUGGCUUAGAGUACGUCUUCGACGAGGACCUGCCGGCCUCCAGCACGCUCGAGGUUGUGGCGCCGGACGAGGUGAGGCGUGCGUCACUGAAGGUGUGCAAGGGCCAAGCCUUCCGGUCCCGGAAAAAGGACUGCUGGGUGGUGAAUUGCCCAGAGGGGAACCACAACUGGUUUCGCAUCAGCCGGGUGCUCGUCAGCCUGCGCCUCCUGGGCUUUCUGGAAGAGGCAGAGGCCUUCUACUGCUGCCUGGAGCAGCUCUGGGGCGAGGGCGACAUGCCGGGCUUCGCUGUGCACUCCAUGCGCAUCUGGCGGGAGAGCGCGGGGGAAAAGCGGCUGCUGCCCAAGCGCCGCAAGAAGCCCCGGGGUCCCUGUGCCGCGUGCGUGGUGUCCUAG